CCGGGCAGCGCCCGGCAGGGCGGCCUUGCCUUCUACGUGCUCUGGGCUCUGCGGGAGCCGCCGCGGCGGCUCGGCAGGUGCGGCCCGGCCCCGGCCUUGCGCGGAGGCGGCCGGUCCCUGUUGGGGCUGGGCUCCCCGCGGGCCGGAGCACCUGCAUGCCAUGCCUUGGCCACUCUGGAAAUGCCGCUGCCCGAGCGGCUGCGCUGCUCCUGCCUCUGGCGGUUCUCCCUUCCCACCGGUUAUUUCCUUCCCGGCAUCCUUACACGGUUUCGUCUUUAAAUGACACAAGCCCUCUCCUUUCACCCUUCCCUGGCAUAAACGUGUUUUCAGGAGUCGUCAUAUAUUUUCCCACCUUUUAUUUUACUCCUUGAUUACUAUCUCUUGUUUUUUUCCCUCCCCUGGCAGCCAGUCCAGCCAGAUGGGUUUCCAGGCUUGGCUGCCACUGCCAUUGCCAAAGCAGCUGGUGGUGUUCGGGCUGGGAGACUGGAGCUGUUACUCUCCAGACACGAGCAUCGCAGUGGAUGUGCUGGUGUCCCCAGAUGUCGCGCCACAGCGGGUCGGCACGCUGGAGCCCAGCCGCAGAUCUCUGGUGUGGGAAGAUGACUGGAGAACAGAUAUUUUCAUGGCCUCAUUGAAAGAGAUGGACAAAGGCAACCCUGUGAGGCUUGUCCUGACUGUCAGUGGACAGCUGCUCCGAGGUGUCUCCAGCAGUACACCUGCCCGUUCCUUUCUUGUACCAGAGACCACCCAGUCACCAGUACUCCCAGCAGAUGAUAGGCCACUUGGUCAGGACCUGGAGGAUCCUACUGGGGUUAAGAGUCAGAGCUCAGAGGUGGCUGCCAGAGCAUCCAGGCCUGUGAAGAAGAACAUCCAACCACCACUGAGGACUGUGGUGGUACCCUGUGCCCUGAAGUCACCAGAUGGAAAGGUGGAAUCCAGUGAGGCCUGGAGGAAGAGUCCUAACCAAGGACCACCAAGAGUCCACUCCAAAAAGCCCAGAAAAGUUUUAUUUGAACCCACAGCAUCUGAGAAAGAUCUUGAUGAAGAAGAUCUGGCAGUGAAGGAGUUGCAAGGCAGUCCCAGCCCUCGAUGGUGCCAUGCCAUGUGCCUCAGUGACCUGGGGACAGCUGUUCUCAUUGGUGGAGAAGGUGUCAAUCAACAGUCCUGCAGGGAUGCUUUCUGGAAGCUGGAAACUGACAGUGAUUCAUGGCUUCCAGUGGGUUUCCAGCUACAGAAUACCAUGCCAUCAUGCUUACAUGGUCACACAGCUACCUAUGACCCUGACACCAAGCGUAUCUACAUCUUUGGGGGCAUAAGGGAGGACAAAGACUACAGCAGCAUGUACAUUCUGGACACAGUCACCUGGAAAUGGCUCCUUGUGGCUGUGAGUACUGCAUCUCUUCCAAGACAAAAGUGCAGGAGAGGUGGCAGGUUCUGUCUGAAUGUGGCAGUCAAUGUGCCCAUUUCCUUAGUCCAAUAGUCUUGGUCCAUUGUUGCUGUAGCUUGUCUGAGAUGUAUAGUUGGGUUUGACAGGUAUUAGGAGGCUGUGUUGAAAAGCCACAUGCUGAACAGAAACCAGGUGCUGUGCCUACAAGGAAUGAAGCAAUGUGAACAAAUGGUUGCUGCAGAGGGCUGUGCCUGACCAAGCUCAAGGGUGGGACAUACUCUACAAGCAGUGGAAGAAAGUGGCCUCUCAUUUUAUAUGGUGCCAUUGAGAGCUGCACCAGAUGCUGAGGUAAAGAGACAGUCUUCUCAAAUCAGGAACUGCCCUGAGCACAGCAGAAUUCUGAGCCUUGUCAGCAUGGGACAUGUCUCUUUCCUGGUAAAGCACAAAGAACCUUUUACAGGGUAAGCCUGGAUGAGAUCUUUCUGUUCCCUGACAUCUUCUGAGGAAGGUGUGGGAGGCUGAUUUCCUUUUCUUAUGAGAGCAUUCUGGUGGUAUAAAGCAUGCCAAGAACAUACUGUCUGCCUGUGUAGCAAAGAUCUGGCUGGGAAGCCAAUAAAGUGAAAAUUGAGACUUGUCAAACUCACUGCAGGAUGUGGGCCCCUUUCCUAUGGGUCAUGCAGCAAAUAAUGCACUUCUUGUAACAAAUAUAUAUUGAACUUUUUCUAGGCAAAAGGGAGGAUACCAGUGCUCACCUACCACAGCGCAACUAUCUACCACAAGGAGCUCUUUGUUUUUGGAGGAACUUUCCCUAGAAAGGCAUCACUGGCAGUUGCACCCUGCAGCAAUGUGCUCUAUGUCUUCAAUCCAGAGCAUGAAAUUUGGUAUCAGCCCAUUUCAGAAGGGGAGAAACCUCUACCUAGGCUUGGGUGAGAGUGCUCUAAUUCCAGCUAUCAAAAAAUAGUGCAGAAAACCUCUGCUUACAUUCCCUCCCACACCAGUGUGAUUUUCUAAGUAUUAGGCGAUUAUUUUCCAGCAUGUACUCCUUAAGACAGGGCUGUGUGUAGAGCAAUGGGAUUCUCAGUACCUCCUGUUGUGAAUGCUGAUGGGAUUCUGUCUGAGGUGUAGACUGAAGCUAUGGCAGCACAGUAGAAGAGGCCAAGGCUAAACCAGAAGUUUGAGAACUUGCUGAAGAUGUUUUAUUCGUUUGCUUGCUCUCUGCCCAGGCAUUCAGCUACUCUAUUGAAAAACAAGCUGCUGAUUUUUGGGGGUCGGAGGACUUCUCUCUACCUCAGUGACAUGCACAUUCUGGAUCUGGGUAAGAAAGUCUGUGCCAUGUGUCUGCCUUGGGAAGGUCUAUUCCAAGACAGGGAGUGAGGUGUGCUCAAUGGGAAAAUAGCAAUAACAUUAUACAAAUUCCUGACUAGACAAUGGAGAUGAAAAACUAUGGCUUAAAGAAAAGCCCUUUCUGGGGCAAUAAGGGAGGGGAUGAAGAAAAAACAAUGGCUUUUUUUUGGCAAGAAGUUGGGUAAUAAAGAAGACAGGUUGUCGAUGUGGCAGAGCUUUUGUCUAGUUAUGAGGCUGAGGUUUUUUGACAUUUCACCUGCCUUUUCUUGGUCUGUCAGGUUUCAUGGAGUACACACCAGUCCCUUUGCUGGCAGGACAGCCUUCUGCACGUUGGUAAGAUUCUAUUGCAGACCCAGGAGCUGUCUUCUGUCACUUCUCUUUGAAGCCAGAUUUAAACAGUGCUUGUGAUCAGACCCAGCUGCAUAUCUCUGUCCCACUAGUCAAAAUACAUGGAUCUUCUCUCUGCUGUGGGGCCAGGAAUUCCUGUGCUGUCCUUGAUGGUGCCAGUAUGGUGUUGGGGGAUAUUCUUUUGCCUCCCUGGAAAUGUCUUUCAGGUUAGGCUAAGUCUUCUGCCCUGUGCUAGUAAAUUGUAUGGCCUGCUGUUUGGUCUUCACAGUGUGUGGAGAGGUAAUGUGCCACACAGAGGAAUAAAUUCCUGUACCAGGACUAUGCUGUUCCUAAAGGGACAGAAUUGCUCACUGUAACAAUGAUCUAAAUGCAGAGCCCAGCUAGCCUGCUCUCACCCCACAGAGCAAAGCAUAGGAGUUUUGAUAGCUCCUUCUGAGAUAAUAAGUUCCUCUUCAGGCCUGAUUGUGGCCUGACCUGCAGAGGCAAACUCCUCUUUUAGGGUUAUUCUGAAAAUCAGGGCAGAGAGAAGCAGAAAUCAACUUUCUUCCUGGAGCUUAAGCCCCCAUCCCUGCCCAUUCCUGAGGCCAUCCAAGCAGGUUUUGUUGUAGUCACCUUUUGACUUUGCUUUGGUCACAGUUUUCAUGCAGCUCUGGCUGUGUCGGACCAGAAGGUUCUGAUCAGCGGAGGCUGCAAUGCCAGAGGAGCCUUCCAUGAUGCCUUUGUUUUCCACCUAGGUGAGUGACUCUCCUGCAAAUACGGCUUUUGAUAGCUUAAGGUGACUCUGGGGCUGCAGUGAUUUUUGAACACCUAGUCUAGUCCAUUUGUGUCAUCCCUUUGCACUAGGAAUGGGCUUGUCAGUAUUGAUAUCCCCUUUCCAUUUCAGAUACUCUUUCAUGGAGCACAGUGAUCCACCACGACCUCUGCUCUGUUCCCCGAGCUGGCCACACAUUGCUUGACCUGACUCCUGCCCACUUGAUGGAUAUGGACAAGGACAAGAAAGAGGAGCAGAACCUGCAUAAGGUGUUGGUCUUUGGGGGCUCCAACUGUGCUGGGACCUUUUAUAACAGCACAGUCAAGAUCCAGCUGGACCUAGGAUAAUGCAUGAUUCUCAGAAUGAGCCUGAACAGCAAGGCUCUUCACCAGCCUAAAUACAGAUAUGGAUGGCAAUAAAUGAGUCCAAGCAACAUGGCAGUACAGGUAUCUGUAUGUAGUUGCAUGCCACCUUGGUACAAGUGAUUGUGGGUUUUUAAAGUCUGAAGGCCAUGGGUAUUGUUUUCCUAGGGUACCUGAUAUACAGUAUAUUGGUUCAGGUGCCAAAGCAUUCGGUGGGAUCUGAGCUGAGCCUGCACAAGCACACAGACACAAGGUUAUGGGUUCCCCUUUUGCCCUACAGAUUUUUAGCUGGAAUUCCCAGGGCACUUUCAGGUUUGAAGGUGACUUAGGUGUUUGGUUUCAUUUGGGAUGAAUAGAAUGGUAUUUACUGCUGCUAUCUGUCCUCAGAGUAAUAGGUACAGGCAUGAUUCUGGUUUGGAGGAAAUCUGGGGUGGGAUUCCCUUGGGCAACAGUCUGCAGCUGAAGGCUAGGAAAACACCUAGAGUGAUAUCUGAGGAAAGGAAAAAGAAGAGAAUCAUUUUCAGUGUAGGGGAGAGAGUUGGUUGUGCCUUGCUGUCACAAUCACCUAGCUUUUCUCUAGGCAGACUUUUUAUAAAUUCUGUGCUCUGGUUAUUGCAAGGGGUCACAGAGUUGCUGACUUGGCUCUUUCAAGACCCAAGAAGGGUUAAGCUAUCUUCCAUCAGAGACUAGAUCUUAUUGUUUAUAUCCAUGGAUGACUGUGCUGUGGCUCUGAGUCAGCUCCAAGGAUAAGCACACUGUG
Molecule: messenger RNA, 4952 nt
Organism: Poecile atricapillus (Black-capped chickadee)
Lineage: Eukaryota; Metazoa; Chordata; Aves; Passeriformes; Paridae
Exons: 7
Coding region: 419-1480 (353 amino acids)
Molecular function (GO): protein binding
Source: RefSeq, a predicted model, not a curated record